Molecule: messenger RNA, 1924 nt
Organism: Cynoglossus semilaevis (tongue sole)
Lineage: Eukaryota; Metazoa; Chordata; Actinopteri; Pleuronectiformes; Cynoglossidae
Gene: sgpp2
Product: sphingosine-1-phosphate phosphatase 2
Exons: 5
Coding region: 280-1488 (402 amino acids)
Biological process (GO): sphingosine metabolic process
Cellular component (GO): endoplasmic reticulum membrane
Molecular function (GO): sphingosine-1-phosphate phosphatase activity
Source: RefSeq, a predicted model, not a curated record
AAUAUUCCAUGUGACUGGAAAUUCUCUUCCGUUAAAGACGUCACUACAACCGCGCAAUAAAAUCUUUCCCAUAAGCCCAGAAUAAAGGUCAAAUUUAACCGUACUCCCGCCCCGCCCUUGCGCGUACCUGUGGAGGUGCGCACAGCAGCCGCACCUGUGCGCAGCUGCGCACCGCGCCCUCUUUCCACACUCUCCCCUGCCUUUGUGUUUGUGUGCGUGUCUGUCUGUGACUGUCAGUUAGCAGUUUCACCGUCCAUCAACAACUGACCUCUCGCGGACAUGCCGAAGCUUUUAACUUACCUCCACGGUUCGGAGCUGGUGGUUCGGUUCCAGAGACGGUGCGGACUGUAUCUGCUGGAAGCCGAGCAUCACAGCUGCGCCAGGUCGUGCUCUCCAACUGCCAACGGUCACGCGGGCCCACGUGGAGUGAAGCAGCUGGAAGACAGGCACAACAUCCAGGACAACAAACACAACAACAAUCAGUACAAAGAGAAUGGCGGUGGCACUCCUGUCAACAGCAGGCCUCAGUACGAGGUGAGGAACUGGCUGCUGCACUUCCUCUUCCUGUUCUCUUCAGGCCUGGGUCAUGAAAUCUUCUACAUCACUUUUCUUCCCUGCAUUCACUGGAACCUGGACCCAUUUCUGUGUCGACGCCUCGUCAACAUCUGGGCUAUGGUGAUGUACAUCGGCCAGGUGAUGAAGGAUGUGCUUAAGCUACCUCGUCCUCUGUCGCCCCCUGUGGUCAAACUGGAGACGCGCGUUGAUGCAGAGUACGGCCUUCCCUCCACACAUGCUAUGGCCUCCACUGCCAUCUUCUUCAGUUUUUUACUCAGUGCGCCAUCAAGGAUACAGUUCCAGUUCGAGGUGGGUGUGCUGAUCGCCGUGACGCUGUCGUCCUUGGUUUGUCUGAGCCGUCUCUACACUGGCAUGCACUCAGUUUUGGAUGUGAUCUGCGGCGCUCUGAUCUCUGUUCUACUGGUGUUCCUGACAUAUCCAUACUGGGAAACCUUUGACAGUUUGCAGCUGACCAGUCACAUCUCCCCCGUUAUUUCCUUGGUUUUGCCGAUCUUCCUCAUCUACAUCUACCCAGAGCUGGACCACUACAGCACCACCCGGGGGGACACCACCACCAUUCUAGCAGUGGGGGCUGGAUGCUCUGUCGGCUACUGGGUGAAUGAGCAGCUGGGGCAGACCUUCGAGCCCCAGGGGCCGUUACCUGUUCCUCUACCUACUCUCACAGCUAAAGUUCUAGUUAUAGCCGCGGUCCGAUUUCUCUUAGGGGUCGCUGCGUUAGUGGCAACUCGGCAGAUAAUAAAAACCCUCAGUCUGCGUGUGUUAUAUUCAUGGUACGGGGUGUCGAAAAGAGACAAGCACGUCAGGAGGAGGAAAGAAAUCGAAGUGCCACAGAAGUUUGCUACGUACACGUCGAUCGGACUCGUAAAUUCUAUACUGGUUAACAGACUCUUCAUGUCAUUAGGCCUGCUAUGACCUGAACACGACGAGCCCAACUCCAAACAACAAAAUGUACCUCAUAUUUAUUUCAGUACGUGGUUUUUUUUUCAAGAGUGGUUCUAUGUGGUACUUACGCAGCGUGAACUUCCUGCGCUGCACAAAUUUAAUAACUAAAACAUGUUAGGACGAGUAUCUGGGGCGUCGCCAAUAGCUUAUAUUACUGUACUACAUAUAUAUAUAUUUAUUAAGCUUGAGCUGUGUUACAUUUAUAUGAUCAGGUUUUACAACAAUCCCAAAUUGUGAAAUCAGAGUAAAUUCAGCAGCGUGUGAGGUUUGAGGGGAGGGCACGUCCUCAACAAAACAGGAUAAAGUGCAACAUACAAUUAUUACAUAUAAAAUUGUAGUUACGCACUAUAAAUUCUAUUGCUAUUACAUUGUAAUUGUGUAAUUGUAAAAGUGAUUGAUUUUCCAA